Molecule: messenger RNA, 1602 nt
Organism: Sipha flava (yellow sugarcane aphid)
Lineage: Eukaryota; Metazoa; Arthropoda; Insecta; Hemiptera; Aphididae
Product: protein dimmed-like
Exons: 6
Coding region: 157-765 (202 amino acids)
Molecular function (GO): protein dimerization activity
Source: RefSeq, a predicted model, not a curated record
GCAGCUCGAACGCUCAGCCGAGAAUUCGCCACUUGUUGGAUUUUCCUGUGGCUCGUGCAAUCGUAACACCGCAAUUAGAGGAAAGCAAACACUACACACGGGAUAAGUCGGUCGUUAGAAUAAAACCAUCCACACCACGCGAUAAUGGUAUAAAAGAUGAAUAUGCGUUCAGAUUCACGGAACGGUGUUGAAGAGUCAAACUUUGGGAACAACAUCAUGACUGCAGGACUAACUUGCCGCAAGUCCUCGAGAACAUCCUGCCAACGAGAACUCGAACUUACCGACUCAUCGUCGAUCAGUGACGACACGUGCACCGGUUCGGAUGGACAAGGUCAGAGCGGCAGCGGACCGGUCAGAUCCGGUAACCGGAGGAAGCGCAAGUCUAGCGGCAAAGACAAGAACGUCAGAAGAUUGGAGAGUAAUGAGAGGGAAAGACUGCGAAUGCACAGCAUCAACGAUGCCUUUCAGUCACUAAGGGAAGUGAUACCGCACGUCAAAAAAGAUCGGCGAUUGUCAAAAAUCGAGACGCUCACAUUGGCCAAGAACUACAUCAUCGCUUUGACAAAGAUCAUAUGCGAAAUGAGAGGCGAACUGGACCCAUUCAAGGACCGACCGGAACCAGUGGGUGGCUCACGCACUGCCGCUUCCAGAAACACUGAAUCUUCAUCGUCCGUGGCAGCGGUGGCGACCGCGGCGGCUGCAGAAAUCGACAGGCGACUGCAAUUGGCAUUACAAAAUUCGGACGAAUCAAUGGAUCUCUCUUAAUCAAUGGUCCUACCAUUACCACUAAUACCACCACUACCAAAACCAUCUCCUUUACUUACAUAAUAAUACCUGUAUGGGAAAAAUUUUAAUUAAUAUCUAGUCAAUUUUUCUCCUUCUUCGUUGAGUUAUUCACUUUAAUCCGGUAUAUAUAAAUAUAUAAGACACAUAUUAGUAGGCCGAUUUUCUAUAAUUUAUAACGUAUAUAUAACAUUUAUACAGACAACUAUGUAACCGAACCGAAAUAUUCGAAAUUUAUUUUGGAUGUAUGUGACCCAAAUUUAUAGGCAUAUAGCUGAAGUGCCACGAAGAGACAAAUUUUUCUACUUUGGUCUCCUAUACUUUGAGUAACAUACAAAAAAAAAACAUUUUGCGCAAUGAACACUUGUUAUUUUGUAUAAUAAGAAUUAUAAGAAAUCCCGUUUUUGUCGUCAUUCCCCUUGAAUUUCCAUGUGUAGAUACCCUUCCAAAUCAUAGUUUCAAACAUCCUUUUCUAUACACUCCUUCUAUAUUUGUUUUUAUUUUAUCCCGGAAAAAAACCGAGACACCAAUACACACUAAAAUAUUUAUAACUAUUAUAUUAUUACUAUUAUUAUUAUUAAUAUUAUUAUAACUAUUAUGUAUAAUAUAAUAUAUAACAGUGGUUUUCAAACUGAGUGCUACAAUCAUUCUCUAAGAAAGCCAUGACCUCUUGAUUUUUUUUAUAAACGACCGAUUACAUUACAUUGUGAUACAUGAAAAUGGAUAUGUUCAAACGUAAUGCAUCUGCAAUUUAUAUAUUAUAGUUUAUGUAUAAUAAAGUACAAUUUUUUUUAUCGACUUUGGUGUAAAAAAUUAAAU